Molecule: messenger RNA, 1647 nt
Organism: Nothoprocta perdicaria
Lineage: Eukaryota; Metazoa; Chordata; Aves; Tinamiformes; Tinamidae
Gene: LFNG
Product: LFNG O-fucosylpeptide 3-beta-N-acetylglucosaminyltransferase
Exons: 8
Coding region: 27-1121 (364 amino acids)
Biological process (GO): pattern specification process; regulation of Notch signaling pathway
Cellular component (GO): Golgi membrane
Molecular function (GO): O-fucosylpeptide 3-beta-N-acetylglucosaminyltransferase activity
Source: RefSeq, a predicted model, not a curated record
AUCGUUAUCAUCAGCAGCGGCGGAGGAUGCUGAAGAGCUGCGGCAGGAAGCUGCUCCUGUCCCUCGUGGGCUCCAUGUUCACCUGCCUCCUGGUGCUCAUGGUGGAGCCGCCCGGGCGGCCGGGGCUGGCGCUGGGCGCGGGCGGAGGGGCGCAGCGGGCGCUGCAGAGCCUGGGGGCGGCCGCCCCCGGCCCCGGCCGGGCCCCCGCGGGGCUCCGCAGCUUCGCCGACUACUUCGGGCGGCUGAGCCGGGCGCGGAGGGAGCUGCCCGGCCCCGCCGCCAGCGCCCCGCGCCCGCCCGCCGAGGACAUCUCGGCCCGCGACGUCUUCAUCGCCGUGAAGACCACCAAGAAGUUCCACAAGGCGCGGCUCGAGCUGCUGCUCGACACCUGGAUCUCCCGCAACCGCGACAUGACAUUCAUCUUCACGGACGGUGAGGAUGAAGAGCUGAAGAAACAAGCAAGAAACGUCAUCAACACCAACUGCUCGGCUGCCCACAGCCGCCAGGCCCUGUCCUGCAAGAUGGCCGUGGAGUACGACAAGUUCAUCGAGUCCGGCAAGAAGUGGUUCUGCCACGUGGACGAUGACAACUACGUGAACGUCCGCACGCUGGUCAAGCUGCUCUCCAGCUACCCGCACACGCAGGACAUCUACAUUGGGAAGCCCAGCCUGGACCGGCCCAUACAGGCGACCGAGAGGAUCAGCGAGAACAAGAUGCAUCCGGUGCAUUUCUGGUUUGCCACGGGAGGAGCCGGGUUUUGUAUCAGCCGGGGGCUGGCGCUGAAGAUGAGCCCGUGGGCCAGUGGUGGUCACUUCAUGAGCACCGCAGAGAAGAUCCGCCUGCCCGAUGACUGCACCAUUGGCUACAUCAUUGAGUCCGUGCUGGGCGUGAAGCUCAUCCGGAGCAACCUCUUCCACUCGCACCUGGAGAACCUGCACCAGGUGCCAAAGACAGAGAUCCACAAGCAGGUGACACUAAGCUACGGCAUGUUUGAGAACAAGCGCAACUCCAUCCACAUGAAGGGCGCGUUCUCCGUGGAGGAGGAUCCCUCCAGGUUCCGCUCCGUGCACUGCCUGCUCUACCCGGACACGCCGUGGUGCCCCGCCAACGUCGUUUACUAGGGGGGCGCGCGCGCGCGUCCCCCCCGUCUCUAACCUCGUCCCGAGCUUCCCCGGUAUCCGAAGGGCUCGUGGGACGGCCGUGUGCGUGGGGUCCCCGGCGCGGGGGCCCGAGCUGUGCCCGUGCACAGCGUGUACUGAAGGCUGCUGUGCGGCCCCGGCCCCGCGGCCCGCCCGGGGCAGCUCCUGAGCACUUACACACUCGGCGCAGGGGCCGGGCUCAGCUUCCCACGCAGGGUGUGGGGAGCGCGGCCCAACCUCCGCUCGCUUCUCUGCCUUUUUGUUGUUUGCUUUUUGAGUGGUGAUUCUUGGAUCUUUUUAUUGUGUCUUUCAACCCUCGGCUCUGACCGUUCCCGUGCGCUCCCAGCCUCUGUCCCUGCUCCUCCUGGGAUCCAGCUCCUGGGAUCCAGCUCCUCUUGCAGAUGGAGGCUCCUGGGCCCUCUCUGCAUCCAGCUCCCUUCCCAGGGAGCGGAGAGGGAGGCGCGGGAGCUUCCCCAGCUCUGGCGGCACACGUGAGGUCUGGGGCUGG